ACAUUUCAUCCUACAUAUAAACUCACUAAUGGGCCCCACAGAGAGAAGACGCAGCUAUCAGCAGCCAGUGGUCAUAACGAGGCAUUAGCAGCUACGGUCAAGACGUAUAAUUGUUCUUAAUUAAAGUAAAGCCUGUCGUAUUUUUCACAAGUUUAAAUUAUUAUAGUGUAAUUAUUUAGGACUAACAAGUGUUUCAUUUGUGGAUAUUAAUUAAGCAGUUAAGAAAAGUGUGAUAAGAGGUAUGUUUAAUUUAUUUGUAUAUAUUUAAAGUUUAUACUUAAAAUCGUUUAAUUUUUUGUCAAAAAAAAAAAAAAAAAAAAAAAACUCGUAUUUGUUUGAUGUCUGAACACCACAGACAAUAUAUUCAUUUGUAGUUAUACAUUUUAUAACAACAAUAUUUAUUAGCCAAUUUUGUCUGAACACUGCUGCCAAAUACAAAAAAAAAAUGUCUGAACACCACAGGCAAAACAAGAUACAGUGUUCGUAAUCAUGCUUAUCCAAACACCAUGGAAAAGCAAAAAUUGUCUGAACACCACAGACAAAAGACUCAUUUGUUCGUAAUGAAAUCAUGCUUAUCCAAACACCAUGGAAAAGCUAAAACUGUCUGAACACCACAGACAAAAGAUACAUUUGUUCGUAAUUAUGCUUAUCCAAACACCAUGGAAAAGCUAAAACUGUCUGAACACCACAGACAAAAGAUACAUUUGUUCGUAAUUAUGCUUAUCCAAACACCAUGGAAAAGCUAAAACUGUCUGAACACCACAGACAAAAGAUACAUUUGUUCGUAAUUAUGCUUAUCCAAACACUAUGGAAAAGCUAAAACUGUCUGAACACCACAGACAAAAGAUACAUUUGUUCGUAAUUAUGCUUAUCCAAACACCAUGGAAAAGCUAAAAUGGUCUGAACAUUACAGACAAAUUAUAUAUUUGUUUGCAAUAGGGCGUGUUCAUGCAACAUGACAUACAUAAUAAUAAUAAUAAUAAUAAUAAUAAUAAUAAUAAUAAUAAUAAUAAUGAUAAUAAUAAUAAAAAAAAAAUCAGGCGUCUUGCAUAUCACAGAGGGACGAAUUAAUGAUUUAUGUAGAUAUCUAUUUCACGGCGUUAUUUACGCCUGACUGCGAUUAAAUUCUAAUCGUUUAUAUAUGUUUCUUCUUCAUUUUAUUGCUUAAAUGGACUGCUGCUAGAAAUGUUUAAAAAACAUUUUUCAGGAUCAUGGCCGACGAUCAAGAGGUCGGAAACAACCAGUCCAAUAUUCCCAAUAUAUUUGAAAAAUUCGGGACACUUGCAGGAUCUUCUAGUCAGUUAGAAGACAUCCAAAAUGCAAUAAAAGGUUUAACGGAUUCUCUGACUGAAAUGAGGUCUGACGUAAAUUCUUUGAAAAGAACUGCAGUUACCUGCGAAGAAACAUCAACUUCGAAACGUUUUUGCACGAGGGAUGAUUCAGGCUCAGAUCACGAAAGCGUGGGAGAUUUUUUCACCGAAUCUGGGGUCACCGACGGAAAUGAUGAUGAUGAUGAUGAUGAUGAAUUCUGCAUGGUGGAUUUCUUCGAGGAUGCCUCAGAAACAGGAGCGGCGAUAAGUGACAAACUAGCCACUUUGAGCAAUAAAGCUUUGCAGGUACAACCGAAAGAAGAAAAAAUAAAGGAACUUUUGGACACACACAAGAGGCCUAACAAUGUAGAAUUUCUACAAGUACCUUUGGUGAAUGAGCAGUUGUGGCGACAGUUGCCAUCUCAAGUUAAAGCACAGGAUUUUCUGUUGCAGAGGACACAGAAAUUUUUUUCGUCUGCUUUGGUACCGGUAUUGAAGACCAUGGAUGAGUUAAAGACAGAUGGACGACCAAAAAUGAAAGAGUUGAUUGGGGAUACUUUCAAACUGUUAACCAAUGCUUUUGUCACUACUUCUCAGAUGAGACGUGACAGGAUAAAGAAAGAACUUCUCCCGCUUUAUAGGCCAAUUUGUUCAGCAAACCAAUCUGCCACUCAUCUGUUUGGCGAUAAAGUAGAUGAAGAACUUAAAAAGUUAAGGGACAAUAAGCAGCAACUUACAUGUACUUCCAGGCGUUCUUUUUUAGGGAAACGCCAGGGCAUGGCGACCCUGGUACCUCAGCACAAACGGAAACAUGCGCUCAAUUCACAGGGCAACAUGAAUUUCAAUCUACAGCGACGGCGUCAAAAUCACAAUUACAGAACAAAACAGCAGAAAAAGAAUACUUUCCAAUCAAGAGCACAGAAAAAUUAAUAUCCGAAUGUAAUAGGCAGGGUCCUGCAAAAAGUAGAAAUAGAUCAAACAGAACUACUGUGUUUAGUAGCACCAAUAUGGCCUGCACAGACAUGGUGGCCGACAUUAAUACAACUUAUUGUUGCACCAUGCCUUCUACUUCAGCACCCUCAGGACAUCCUUACGUUGUGCCAUCGACCGGGAAAGAAACACCCAUUAAAAAAGAUGAGGCUGGCGCUUUUUCCCUUAUCAGGAAAGCGCUUGAAGAUAGAGGGAUUUCAAAUGAAGCUCAGCAGAUUAUCAUUAAUUCGUGGCGGAGAACAACCAGGAAACAGUAUCAAACAUAUCUUAAACAAUGGUUUCAUUUCUGUGAAGGGAAACACGAUCCCUUUAAACCCCUUGUAGCAACAGUGAUAGCAUUUUUGUCUCACCUAUAUUCAAAAGGGAUAACCUACAGUGCGAUUGGUAUUGCCAGAUCAGCAAUUUGUGGGUUUGUUAAGAUAACUUCAAACGUAGAUUUCAGCAAUAAUAAUUAACCUGAUAUCACGGUUCAUGAAAGGUGUAUUUAACACAAGGCCGGCACUUCCGAGAUAUAAAGAGAUAUGGGAUGUGCGAACAGUUUUAGAUUUUUUAUCAAAAACAGAAAAUGAUACAUUAUUAUUUUUGGCUGGAAAAUUAAGCAUGUUGUUUUUAUUGUUGUCAGCCCAGCGGUGUCAAACACUCCAUCUCAUUUGUUUGGAAGACAUUAAUAUUUCAGACGAAAGAUUGAUAAUAAACACUCCACAUUUAUUAAAAACAUCGAAACCUGGUCGGCAUCAGACACCCUUUUUGUUUGACAGUUUUAAAUCAGAUAAACGCUUGUGUAUUGUCAGCGUCAUUAGUGAGUAUUUACAGAGAACGAAAGACCUCAGAAAUACCAACAAAUUACUGAUAUCAACGGUCAAGCCUCAUGGGGCCGUUUCAAAACAAACAAUUUGUCGCUGGAUUAAGCUAAUUAUGCACAGAGCUGGGGUGCAUAAAUCAUUCAAACCACAUAUCACGCGCGCUGCUGCGUCUUCAAUCGCACACAUGCGUGGAGUCCCGUUACAGACGAUAAUUGAAUCAGCGGGAUGGAGCAAUGCUAAGACAUUCGCUAAAUAUUAUGAUAAACCAGUAUCAAAUACCAAUGGAAAAUCUAUGCAGGCUAUCAUAGAUAUUGCUAAUUAGAGUGUAUAAUAUUAGGACAAAAAAAACAAAAA
Molecule: messenger RNA, 3457 nt
Organism: Ruditapes philippinarum (Manila clam)
Lineage: Eukaryota; Metazoa; Mollusca; Bivalvia; Venerida; Veneridae
Exons: 2
Coding region: 1212-2240 (342 amino acids)
Source: RefSeq, a predicted model, not a curated record